This is a messenger RNA of Manis javanica (Malayan pangolin), 13553 nucleotides long. Lineage: Eukaryota; Metazoa; Chordata; Mammalia; Pholidota; Manidae. The record is from RefSeq and is a predicted model, not a curated record.
GGCAAGCGGCUGCCGACCCCGGGCAUGAGCCAGACGCGGCGUCCGUUGCUGGACUAAAGCGCGGACAUGAACCUGCACCAGGUGCUGACCGGGGCUGUGAACCCCGGCGACCACUGCUUCUCCGUGGGCAGUGUCGGCGACCAGCGCUUCACGGCUUAUGCAUCAGGAUGUGACAUUGUCAUCCUGGGAAGUGAUUUUGAAAGAUUACAAAUAAUCCCAGGAGCUAAACAUGGAAAUAUUCAAGUGGGAUGUGUAGACUGUUCAGUGCAACAAGGCAAGAUUGCAGCAUCCUAUGGAAAUGUUAUCUCUGUUUUUGAACCAGUUAGCCUACCAAAGCAAAAGAAAAAUCUGGAAUUAUAUAGCCAGUGGCAGAAAAGUGGCCAAUUUCUUCUGGAAUCAAUAGCACACAAUAUAACUUGGGAUCCUGCAGGCAACCGUCUUUUAACUGGUUCUAGCUGUUUGCAACUCUGGUCCAAUGUUUACUUGGAAAAGCCAACUGAAGAUGAAAAUCCACAUAAAACGGAUCUUAACUUUGGGGAUUGGAGAUGCAUUUGGCAUUGCAAGACUGCUUCCCAAGUUCAUUUAAUGAAAUUUUCACCAGAUGGAGAAUUUUUUGCCACUGCUGGGAAGGAUGACUGUCUUUUAAAGGUAUGGUAUAAUAUAGAAAAUUGGCGGACAGCUGUUACCUCUCCAGAUACAAGUUCAGAAAAACAAUCCCAAGGAGAAAUUGACUUUUCUUUUGUAUAUCUGGCCCAUCCUCGAGCUGUAAAUGGAUUUUCCUGGCGUAAAACAAGCAAAUACAUGCCUAGGGCUUCUGUAUGUAAUGUACUGUUGACUUGCUGCAAAGAUAACGUAUGUCGUCUUUGGGUAGAGACAUUUUUACCAAAUGAUUGCUUGCUAUAUGGAGGUGACUGCAACCAUUGGACUGAACCAAUUAAUUUAACAAAUAACUUCAAGAGAAAUGCUUCCAGUAAAGAACGAGUUCAAAAUGCUUUAGAUGUAAAUCUGAGACAUUUUCGUAGAGGCCGGAGGAGAUCACUUGCCCUUGUAGCACAUACGGGAUACAUGCCACACCAUCAGGAUCCUCAUCAUGUCCACAGGAACACUUCACUGCAUGCCAAUGCACUCUGCCACUUUCACAUUGCAGCCAGUAUCAACCCAGCCACAGGUACUGAAGCACAAAUGUUUUUGGAAUUGAAAACGGAUGAUGGUAUUGAUGAAAAGAAGGAAUUGGGUGGUGAUAAAACGGUACCAAACUCAAGUUUUGUGCCAUUACCAGCAGCUAUCACUGAUCACCAGAUUGAAGUACUUCUGUGCGAAUGGAGUAAAAAUGCAGACAUGCUGUUUAGUAUUCAUCCCAUGGAUGGUUCUUUGCUGGUUUGGCAUGUGGAUUGGCUGGAUGAAUACCAGCCUGGUAUGUUUCGUCAAGUUCAGGUGUCCUUUGUUUCCAGAAUUCCUGUAGCUUUCCCUACAGGUGAUGCAAACUCUCUCUGUAAAAGCAUAGUGAUGUAUGCCUGUACCAAGAACGUUGACUUGGCUAUUCAGCAAGGGAAACAAAAACCCUCUAGCCUCACACGUUCUACAUCAAUGCUUAUCUCUUCUGGUCACAGUAAAUCAACUAAUAGUUUAAAAUUAAGUAUUUUUACUCCAAAUGUUAUGAUGAUUUCGAAGCAUGCUGAUGGCUCUCUGAAUCAGUGGCUGGUCAGUUUUGCUGAGGAAUCUGCUUUUUCUACAGUUCUGAGUAUUUCUCACAAAUCCAGAUAUUGUGGUCAUCGCUUUCAUCUUAAUGAUUUAGCUUGCCACUCAGUAUUACCAUUAUUGCUAACAACGUCACACCAUAAUGCAUUAAGGACACCAGACAUUGAUAACGAAAAGCAACUUUAUGAUGCUGUAAAUACUGAAGAAUGUUCUUUGGCACAACAGAAUAAAAGCACCAUUGACGUGGCAUUUCAGGAUCCUAAUGCAGUUUAUAGUGAGCUUAUUCUUUGGAGGGUUGAUCCAGUUGGACCAUUGUCUUUUUCUGGAGGUGUUUCUGAACUUGCCCGGAUUAAUUCUCUUCAUGUUUCUGCAUUUUCCAAUGUGGCAUGGCUGCCCACUCUUAUACCCAGUUACUGUUUAGGUGCAUACUGCAACUCUCCUAGUGCAUGCUUCGUAGCAAGUGAUGGACAGUAUCUGAGAUUAUAUGAAGCAGUUACUGAUGCCAAGAAACUUCUAUAUGAGCUUUCCAAUCAUGAAAUUUCUAAAUAUGUUGGUGAAGUGUUUAACAUCGUAAGCCAACAGUCAACAGCCAGGCCAGGAUGCAUUAUUGCUUUAGAUCCUAUUACCAAACUUCAAGGCAGAAAAACCCAGCUGCUUCAUGUUUUUCAAGAGGACUUCAUUUUGAAUCAUCUUGAGAAGAAAAGUCUGGGAAGAGAUGUAUCUGAUGCAGGCAACUCACCUAAGGGAUUUUCUGAAAAAUUCUACCUAAUUGUAAUAGAGUGUACUCAAGAUAACCGUUCAUUGUUACACAUGUGGAAUUUACAUUUAAAAUCCAUUCCUGUCUCAUUGGAUGAAAAAGUAGAUACAAAAAUUUCUGAAGCAGUUUGGCAGCUAGAAGAACAUUAUUCUUCUUCUCCAGAAAAGAUCUUAUCUCCUUUUUCACAGAAGUAUCAGGCUUGCAGAGCAAAUCUCCAGAGUACCAGCAAGUUGACACUGUCUUCAGAAAUGGUUUAUAGCCAAGAGUUGCAUUUGCCAGAAGGAGUUGAGAUAAUAAGUGUUAAGCCAUCAGCAGGACAUCUGAGUUCUUCUUCCAUAUAUCCUGUAUGCAGUGCUCCUUAUUUAUUGGCAACUUCAUGCUCAGAUGAGAAAGUAAGGUUCUGGAGAUGCAGAGUAACAGAUGGAGAAUCUGCCACAUCAAAGAAUGGAAAAAUGGAUCUUGUAUAUAUUUGGGAAGAAUGGCCAUUACUUAUUGAAGAUGGACUUCAGAGCAGUAGUAGUAUAACUGUACCCGGUAGGCCUGUAGAAGUUAGCUGUGCUCACACGAAUCGCUUAGCAGUAGCAUAUAAGCAGCCUGCAUCUAAUAGUAGAUCUUCUCAGGACUUCGUGAUGCAUGUCAGUAUCUUUGAGUGUGAGUCUACAGGAGGUUCGUGUUGGGUCCUUGAACAGACAGUUCAUUUAGAUGAGUUAAAUACAGUGUUGGAAUCUGGUAUUAGUAUUGAUAGCAAUUUAGUGGCCUAUAAUAAACAAGAGUUGUUUUUAUCCAGUAAAGAGAGUAUCACAUCAAACACAAAGCAUCUAGUUCACUUAGACUGGAUGUCUAGAGAAGAUGGCUCUCAUAUCCUGACUGUAGGAAUUGGAUCAAAACUUUUUAUGUACGGACCUCUGGCUGGCAAGGUACAAGAACAGACUGGUAAGGAAAGCCUGGCAUUUCCUAUCUGGGAGAGUACUAAAGUUGUGCCUCUUUCUAAAUUCGUACUGUUACGAAGAAUGGACUUAGUUUCUUCUGUAGAAGGCUCUCCACCUUUUCCUGUUUCUUUAUCAUGGGUCCGGGAUGGCAUCUUGGUGGUAGGAAUGGACUGUGAAAUGCAUGUAUAUUCCCAGUGGCAGCCAUCUUCUAAACAAGAGUCUGUUGUAACAGAUUCAUACAGUGGGAGCACUCCAUCUAUAAUAAGUUUAAUAAAGCAGAGUAAUUCAUCAAGUUCUGGAUUACAUCCUCCAAAGAAAACUCUGACUCGAUCCAUGACUAGUCUUGCACAGAAAAUCUGUGGGAAAAAAACUGCAUUUGAUCCUUCUGUGGAUAUAGAAGAUUCAGGUCUUUUUGAAGCAGCUCAUGUUCUUUCCCCAACUUUACCUCAGUACCAUCCCUUGCAGCUUUUGGAACUCAUGGAUCUUGGCAAAGUUCGGAGAGCGAAGGCCAUCUUAUCUCAUCUUGUCAAGUGCAUUGCGGGGGAAGUUGUGGCUCUGAAUGAAGCUGAGUCCAAUCAUGAGCGCCGCCUUAGGUCUCUCACCAUCAGUGCUAGUGGAAGCACCACCAGAGACCCCCAGGCGUUCAACAAAAGUGAAAAUACAGAUUACACAGAAAUAGAUUCUGUCCCUCCACUUCCUUUGUAUGCCUUACUUGCAGCAGAUGACGAUAGCUGUUACACAUCUGUGGAGAAAUCUGUUAAUCAGAAUACCUUAAAUAACUCAAACCAGUUGUCAAAAGAAAAUUAUGAUGAACUUUUUCAGACUUCAGCUUUAAUGACUGACAGUCAUGUGUUAGAGACAGAUGAAGAAAAUACAAAGCCCAAGGUUAUAGACCUUUCACAAUAUAGUCCAACAUACUUUGGUCCUGAGCAUGCUCAGGUUCUUUCUGGCCAUUUACUUCAUUCUAGUUUACCAGGACUCAGCCGGAUGGAGCAGAUGUCAUUGAUGGCCUUAGCAGAUACAAUUGCAACUACCAGCACUGAUAUUGGAGAAAGCAGAGACAGAAGCCAAGGUAAAACUAAAUUGGGUACAGGACUGGAGGAAAAAUACUUCAACUUAUUUUCAAAGCAAAUAAUCUUAGGUAAUUUUUAUAAAAAUGAUGCCACAUUUUUUUUUUGCAAAUAUGAAACACAUGUUUCUGAUAAUCACUAUAUAAUCAUGUUUAUAUUUCUUAUAAACAUUACUUUUGACAUUUCUCUAGGCCUGUCUACUAGUCAUUUUGCUUGGGCAUUUCACUCAGUAGCAGAAGAAGAAUUGCUGAACAUGUUGCCAGCAAUGCAGAAAGAUGAUCCGACUUGGUCUGAACUAAGAGCUAUGGGUGUGGGGUGGUGGGUCCGGAAUACCCGCAUCUUACGCAAAUGCAUAGAAAAGGUAGCCAAAGCAGCCUUUUAUAGAAAGAAUGAUCCUUUAGAUGCUGCCAUUUUUUACCUUGCAAUGAAAAAGAAAGCUGUGAUUUGGGGAUUAUAUAGAUCCCAAAAAGAUACCAAGAUGACACAGUUUUUUGGUCACAAUUUUGAGGAUGAUAGAUGGCGUAAAGCAGCCUUAAAGAAUGCUUUUUCUUUGUUAGGCAAACAAAGAUUUGAACAUUCUGCGGCAUUUUUCCUUUUAGCUGGUUGCCUCAGAGAUGCAAUUGAGGUAUGUCUUGAGAAAUUGAAUGACAUUCAAUUGGCUCUUGUAAUAGCAAGACUCUAUGAGUCUGAAUUUGAUACAUCUGCAACAUAUAAAUCUAUUUUAUGCAAAAAAAUUUUGGGAAUUGAUUCUCCUGUCAGUGAAUUCAAUUCAUUGCACAUAAAUAUGCAUUAUGAUCCUUUUCUCCGGAGUAUGGCAUAUUGGAUUUUGGAAGAUUACAGUAGUGCUCUGGAAACAUUAAUAAAACAACCUAUCAGAGAGGAUGAUGAUGAAGUUAUGAUGUCAGUGUGUAAUCCUGCGGUUUUUAAUUUCUACAAUUAUCUAAGAACACAUCCGCUUUUGCUGAGACGUCAUUUUGGAUCAUCUGAUGCAUUUUCCACACACAUGAGUAUAACAGGAAAAAGUGGACUGGCAGGAACAAUUAGUUUAAGUGAAAGAAGAUUAUUUUUUACUACUGCCAGUGCUCAUUUAAAAGCUGGCUGCCCCAUGUUGGCUUUGGAAGUAUUAUCAAAGAUGCCAAAAGUCAUCAAAAAAACAAAACCUUUUUGUAGGACAUCUAGUUUUCUGGAUACUAGUAAAGUCUGUUCCCCUUCUUCUCCAUUAAAAUUGGAUGCAAGAGAAGAUAAAUCUUCUGCUAUUGAUUGGUCACAAUCCCUGAUGAAUGGUUUUGGAUCUUCUUCAGAGGGUUCCUCAGAGAAGCAGUCAAACUCCACUCUUUCUUUUGACUGGAGCCAACCAAGUGUCGUAUUUCAGGAUGACUCUUUAGAAUUAAAAUGGGAUAGUGACAGUGAUGAAGAAAAUAAGGAUCUCCCUAUUUCAAUGAAAGAACUAAAACCUUCACAGAGAAAGAAAGGAAAAAAAAUUGAUGAAACAAGUUCUAAUUACACAGAAUCUUUCAGCACAUUAGAUGAAAAGGACAUUUUAAGUCCCUCAGAAGAUAUAAUUGCAGUUCAGUUAAAAUUCAGAGCAUGUUUAAAGAUUCUCACAGUAGAACUUCGUACUUUAUCUACUGGCUAUGAAAUAGAUGGUGGAAAAUUGCGUUACCAACUGUACCACUGGCUUGAAAAAGAGGUGGUAGCUCUUCAGAUGACUUGUGACUACUGUUCAGAUGCUGAAAAAUUACAGUCUGCAAUUGGCAAAAAUGGAGAUGAAUUUGAAUUAAGUGAAGAUGCUGAAGAUUUGCUUCAUCAAACAAAAGUGAAGCAACUAAGAGAAAAUUUUCAGGAAAAAAGACAGUGGCUUUUGAAAUAUCAGUCACUCUUGAGGAUGUUUCUUAGUUAUUGCAUACUACAUGGAUCCCAUGGUGGGGGUCUUGCAUCUGUGAGAAUGGAAUUGAUUUUGCUUUUAAAAGAAUCUCAGCAGGAAACGUCAGAACCAGUAUUUCCUACCCCUCUGUCAGAGCAAACCUCAGUACCUCUCCUCUUUGCCUGUACAGCCAGUGCCAAAACAGUAGUUGCCAAUCCAUUAUUGCACCUUAGUAAUCUAACACAUGAUAUUCUCCAUGCCAUAAUAAACUUUGACUCACCACCCCAUCCUGAUAUCCAGAGCAAUAAAGUAUAUGUAAUGCAUACUUUAGCAGCCUCACUUUCAGCUUGUAUUUAUCAGUGCCUUUGUGGUAGUCAUAACUACAGUUCAUUUCAGACAAAUCAAUUUACAGGAAUGGUUUAUCAGACAGUACUGCUUCCCCAUCGACAUUCUUUGAAAACAGGAAGCUUAGAUGAAGCAAUAACUCCCAAUACAUCACCAGCUCAAUGGCCAGGAAUAACUUCUCUAAUUCGGCUUUUGAAUUCUUCUGGCGAGGAAGCUCAGUCAGGGCUUACAGUCUUGCUCUGUGAGAUUCUGACAGCAGUGUAUCUUAGUCUCUUCAUCCAUGGCUUGGCAACACAUUCUAGUAAUGAACUAUAUCGGAUUGUGGCCCAUCCUCUAAAUGAAAAAAUGUGGUCUGCUGUAUUCGGUGGAGGUGCACAUGUUCCCAGCAAAGAACAGACACACUCAAAAGCUUUACCUGUUUCUUCACUAGUGGAAGAAGGAGGGAAACAAAACAAAAAUUUCAGCCCAUCAAAACAGUCUUGUAGAGAAUCUGCUUCCCUGACCUUUUCUUCACCACCAGUAAACCAGGAGUCAUUGACAGUCAAAGAGAAGUUCAUCCCACCUGAGCUCAGUAUCUGGGACUAUUUCAUUGCCAAGCCUUUUCUACCUCCUUCUCAAAGCAGAGCAGAAUAUGAUUCAGAGGAGAGUCUGGAAAGUGAUGAUGAUGAUGAUGAUGAUAAUGACAAUGAUGUUUUAACCUCAGAUUCUCACCUCCAGGAGCAUUCUAAUUCAAAUUCAUAUAGUUGGUCAUUGAUGCGCUUGGCAAUGGUGCAGUUGGUUCUCAACAAUUUGAAGACUUUCUAUCCCUUCGUAGGUCAUGAUCUUGCAGAGCUUCCAGUUAGUUCACCACUUUGUCAUGCAGUUCUAAAAACUCUUCAGUGUUGGGAACAAGUUCUUCUCCGACGACUUGAAAUCCAUGGUGGGCCACCUCAGAACUAUAUUGCAAGUCAUACCUCUGAAGAAAGUUUGUCUGCAGGUCCUGCAAUUCUCCGCCACAAAGCUUUGUUGGAACCUGCAAACACUCCUUUCAAAUCCAGACACCAUCUGGCACUGUCUGUGAAGAGACUUUGGCAGUACCUGGUGAAGCAGGAAGAAAUUCAGGAGACCUUCAUCAGAAAUAUAUUCACAAAGAAAAGGUGUCUAAAUGAGUCAUUAGAGGACAACUGUGAAACCAUCAAAAAUUCUAUGAUGGAGGAACCAAACAUCAAUAAGAUAGAAGCAGAUUUGGGUUAUCCUGGAGGUAAAGCAAGAAUUAUUCAUAAGGAAUCUGAUAUCAUUACUGCCUUUGCUGUUAAUAAAGCAAAUAGAAACUGCAUAGCAAUUGCAUCAAGCCAUGAUGUUCAAGAAUUGGAUGUUUCUGGAAUUCUGGCUACACAGACCUAUACUUGGGUAGAUGAUGAUAUAGAAGUGGAAACCAAAGGGUUGGAGGAUUUCUUGGUAAUACAUGCUCAUGAUGAUUUAACAGCUGUGCAAGGUACAACCCCAUACACACACAGCAAUCCUGGCACUCCAAUCAAUAUGCCAUGGCUUGGCAGUACACAGACUGGCAGAGGAGCCUCUGUGAUGAUUAAGAAAGCCAUUAAUAAUGUCAGAAGAAUGACUUCUCAUCCAACUCUUCCUUACUAUCUGACAGGAGCUCAAGAUGGAAGUGUCAGAAUGUUCGAAUGGGGCCAUUCUCAACAAAUAACUUGUUUCCGAUCUGGGGGCAAUUCAAGAGUUACAAGAAUGAGGUUUAACUAUCAGGGAAAUAAGUUUGGAAUAGUUGAUGCUGAUGGAUAUUUAAGUUUGUAUCAAACAAACUGGAAGUGUUGUCCAGUUACUGGAAGCAUGCCUAAGCCAUACCUGACUUGGCAGUGUCAUAACAAAACAGCCAAUGAUUUUGUCUUCAUUAGUUCAUCCUCUCUGAUAGCUACAGCUGGUCUUUCAACUGACAACAGAAAUAUAUGUUUGUGGGAUACACUUGUAGCACCUGCCAAUAGUUUAGUCCAUGCUUUUACUUGCCAUGACAGUGGAGCCACUGUUUUAGCGUAUGCUCCAAAACAUCAGCUACUAUUAUCAGGUGGCAGAAAAGGCUUUACAUGUGUAUUUGACCUUCGGCAACGACAACAGAGGCAGCUUUUCCAGAGCCAUGAUUCUCCUGUUAAAGCUGUUGCUAUUGAUCCAACUGAAGAGUACUUUGUUACAGGAUCUGCUGAAGGCAACAUAAAGAUUUGGAGUCUUUCUACAUUUAGUCUUCUCCACACUUUUAUCAAUGAACAUGCUCGACAGUCAAUUUUCAGAAAUAUCGGAACUGGAGUGAUGCAAAUUGAGACAGGGCCAGCAAAUCAUAUUUUUUCAUGUGGAGCUGAUGGAACAAUGAAAAUGAGAAUACUGCCAGAUCAGUUCAGCCCACUAAAUGAAGUGUUGAAAAAUGAUGUGAAAUUUAUGCUGUAACAUUUUGACAAUAAGAUGUAUAAUUUAUUACCUAUUCCAUGAUAACCAACACAUAUAAUGUACAGUGAGCACUCUAUGCCACAAAUAAGCUAAUGCUUUCUUAUUUUCAUAUUUAUUUUAUGGAGCUUUGCCCUUGAUGCACUGAUGCCUUAAAAAUUAACAAGUUUAUUCAGAAUUAGACUACAUUGCCUAAGUAGAAUGUGUAAGUAAUGCUAUAAUAAUACAUAUUUAUAGUAUGUUAUAGUGAGUAUGUUAUAGUGUUCAAGGAGUCUUGUUUUCAUACUGUUGUCAAACACUGCUGCAGGUAUCUCUGCAUGAAUUUCUUUUACAGUAACAAUACCAGUUGUGUAAGGUUACACAUCAGUCAUCACUUAAUUCACCACAUCUCACUUCCUUUCUCAAACUCUUCUCUUAAUUAAUGAUAGAUUGAUAUUUCGGUAAAAAUUUUUUAAAUUAACAUCUUCAUUAAAACUGUCAUUGGGACAUCAGUGAUAAAUGAGCCACAUGGCUUAUUCAGUUUUCAUCAAUCUCCCCUCUGGAGUCCAAGUGUGUGUAUAUAUGUAAAAUAUCUUGCACAUCUCAUUUGAACUUAGUUUGUGUAUAUAUGAGAGAAAACAUCAAGUCUUUUCAGAUGUUUUUGUGCCAUACUCAACUACUGCCACUAGAUUAGCAACUUUUUUUCCAUAUUUUUUCUUUUUAAAUUCCCAUUCCAAUUUUCAAGUAAAUUUCAGGAAGAUUUCCAAGAUUAUUAUUUUAAAGAUUACAUUGACUCAAAUAAGUUUUAGCAGGCAAUAACAAUUCUGUGUUGGCAUAUAUGAGACAUUUAAAAAUAAGCUUAUAAAUUUGCAAAAGGAUGUUUGAGCACUAAUGAAACAUUUUACCUAAUUUUUUUUUUUAGGUGCUUUAGUCUCAAAGUUCUGAAAACCCUAUAGCAGUAUUUUUAGAAACAAAUGUGAGACCAGUAAAAUUAAAUAGACAGCAUAUACAAAUGUAAAGUACAUGCCAGACCAACAUUAACAAAAAUAAACUGAACCUUAUAUUUUAUUAUAAUUGCCAAAAUAUAUUAUUAUAAAAUAUGACCAAAUUAUUAAAGAUGCACAGUGCUUUUAACUUAAAUGUGCUAACCCUAAUCUCUCUGUUUUUGUGCUAUACCUUUUUGAUCCAGAAUUAUAGAAAACUUGAUAAAUACUUGAUUUUAACCAAGGAGACUGGAGGCAGAUGGGACAAAGUGUUUAAGGGACAAUUAUAUACUAUUUAACUCAAAUAUAUUUUGUUGAUAGGAACUAUAAGAACAUUUUUAUGUAACAGAAUAUGGACAACUAUUAUCUUGGAAAUUAAAUAAGAAUCAAAUAAAACAAAGAAAUGAAGGGCUGGUAAAAUGAAUUUUGUAAUAUCCUCAGGAUACUUUUAUCUUAAAAGUAUAUUGUUAAAGAUUUUGUAAAUUAUAUUCAUAAUUUUAAGUGUGUUGAGCAAGUAGCAGUGAAAGACACUGUCAUUACAUAGAGAGUUUAUGUGCACAUAACCUAUACCUAUAAAUUGUGCAAUAACAAUAUGUGACUAUUUUCUCAUGGAGAAAUCUGACAGCAUUGCAAACAAUACUAUUGGUUCAUUUAGUUAAUAAGCUUAGUUAACCUUAAGUUAUUUUUCAGUAAUUUCUUCACAAAUCAAGAUUCAAAAGGUUUUAAAUACUUACAAUGAAGUAGAAAAUUUACUAUUAUUAGAAAAAAGGUCUUAUUGAUGAACAGUUAAGCAUUUUAAUUGAGGGUUUAUAUGAAUAACAAAUUACAUAAGUCUAUAUGUAUUUACAUCCAGAGUCAUAAUAUUUUAAACAAUAAUGCAGUGACCUUUUAUUUAAACAUGCUAUUGUUUUAAGUAAUAUUUAUGCCACUUUAGUUAACUUAAUACGUGACAUUUUAAAAUCAAGAAUUUCUGUAUUUGUAUUUGGUUAAUGUAGAAAGAAUUGAAUAGUUUCCCAGAUGCUGUGUUCUUCCUUUUCUGCAGUGUUUUUAAAUUAUUAGGUAAGCACUAUUCGAAAAAGGUAAAAAUAAAAAUAGUUGGAGUGUAUAUUUAAGCAUCAAAUUAUGUACACAUAUAUAAGAUUUUAUCCACAUUAAUGGAGUGGAUACAUCAAAAGAUAUUUAAAUUUUCUGAGAAUGUGGCUUUAUAAUGAUAAAAGAAUUCACAACAUUACAAGUUUUGUUUUCUGAAAUAUAGGAUUUUCCUUGUUUAGAAUAUGGGACGGUCAACUCCAUCCUCCUCCCUUGCUCUCUUGUUGUCUUGCCCAAAUUCAUUUCUUCUUUUCUAUUUCUUUUUUUUUUUUAAGUGUGGCAAUUUCUCACACUGGUCUCAACAGUCAGAAUGUAAUACAAAGAUACCCACUUAAAAGGAUUUAAAAACAAUUCUUAUAAAACCUCUCAAUGGUGGUGAUCUUAUUAACAAGCUUGGAAACCCAGAUGGACCAGAGUUUACCAAACAAAAAAUUUAAAUGUCAUAUGGCAGGGGACCACAGUCAAGGUUAAAAGAAAAGACAGACUAGAAGAAUUCUUUACAUAGUAAUAAGAAAAGUAUUAAUGUCCUUAUAUACAAAGAGAAUUUUAAAAUAAAUUAUUGGAGAAAUACACAAAUAAUUUAUAGAGUAGUCAUUGAAGAAGUCAGGAAGCAUAAAAUAGGUUCAUUCUCAAUAAGGGCUACAGGAAUAUAAAAAAACAAUGUAAUAACAUAUUUCAUGUAUCAUUAGUAUGAAAUCAAAACAAUGACAUCAGUUUUGGUGAAGAUGCAAGGAAAUGGGUACACUGAAACACUGCUGGCAGAACUAAACUACUACAGAGUUACCUAGGUGUGUAUUAGGAUUGAAUUGAAUACACAUGCUUUCACUGAGCUAACUUUGGAGAUUGUCCUAUAAAGGUAAAAGUACCCAGGCACAAAAAUAGUAGUACACAGAUGUUUAUUGAAAUAUCUGUUGGAGCAAAAUGCUGGAAAUCUAAACGUUAAUUUGUAAGUAAAUGGUUGAAUAAAUUGUAGCACAUCUAAUGGAAUAUUCUGUCAACACUAAAGAAUGUUAGAUUUGAACCUUUGUCUGAAAAGAGGUUGGUGAGAAAAAUUGCAAAGUAAAAGUUGUAAUAUCCCAUAUUAUUUCAGUCUUAUAUGUAUGUAGAGGUAUAGAAAUGUGUAUGGAAAAAUACACAGAAAACUUUAACACGGAAGGAGGUAGUAAUUUUCCAAACUCCUUUAACUCCCACUCAAUAAUGUGAUAUCAAAGAUAGUUGUAUGUGGGGAGGGUGACGGGGGGUAGGGGAAUUAUUUUUUUACCAAAUAGGACGAUGACUUUGGGAGCUGCUGUGUUGAGUGAAGUGGUUUUGUGUCAGGAAUAUUCCUCUUUGAAUUGUUGAGGUAUUUUUAAUGCUCAGUAUUUAAAUAACACGGUUAAAAUGUUACCCUUUGGGGUCCUUGGAAAAUGUUGAACAUAGAUUACUUAAAUGUACCCAUCUGUCUUUUAGAAAUGCAUAUAGCUUUUUUGCUUCCGUUAUUUUGAAAGCUAAAUCUGUUUUUGAGUUUUCAUGACUUUUUUCCCAGUGGAAAUGCUUUACUUAUAUACAACUGAUUGUUCAGUAUAUAGUUAUCAUCUAUGUAGCAAAACUUAAGUAGUACAAUUUAUCAGGCUGGGAUAUCUGUUAAAUAAGAUUUUCAAUCUACUUUCCUCUGACAUGCAAAUCACUCAAAGCUCCAGUAUUCUCAUCCUAUUCACCAGGAUCAGACUUGAGCCCCAGGAGCCCAUCAUAUAAAUCAGGUCCAGGUGUGUCUGUGGCACCUUGAAUGAAGUUCCUUACAUAGAGUACUUCUCAGUCUAAAGACCUGUGAACUACAGUUGACCCUUGAACUCUAUGGUUUGGGGGAGAUUUGCAACAAUUUGAAAAUUUUCUCUAGCUUGUAAGAAUACAGUAUAUAAUAGAUAUAACAUACAAAAUAAUUGUUAACUUUAUGUUAUCAUAAACAGGCUAUUAGUAGUUAAGUUUUGGGGGAGUUGGUUAUACUUGGAUUUUUGACUGCACGGGGUAGGGGUCAACACUCCUUACCCCUAAUGCUGUCAAGGUCAACUAUAAUGAGACACACAGUGGUGAGACAGAUAGGAAGCUCCCAUUCUAAAAGGGGGAAAGUAAGAGUUACGUAGUAGUCACUUGUCCAUAGAGAUUCUGAAAUUUAGCUGACACAUGUCACCAGUGCUUGAGUAAUCCUGCUCCCCAGAAGAAGUUCUUCACGGCUCUUGGCUCCACCAUUUGGGCUGGGUUUUUUUUCUACCUCUGAAUCAUCCUUCCAAGGAAGUGGCCCAUGUUUUUAACUGAAUAGUGUUUUCAGCCUAUUUCCUGGCCAGAGAGGUUUUAGGGUUCAGAGGCCUCUCUAUGUUUUGUGCUAUUCCUAUCUAUUACAGUUCAAUCUAAUAAAAUUACUUUUAAAAACUU